Papilio xuthus (Asian swallowtail) is the source of this 751-nucleotide messenger RNA. Its product is annotated as protein Flattop. The record is from RefSeq and is a predicted model, not a curated record. The coding region runs from base 199 to 657 and encodes 152 amino acids. Gene Ontology annotation, biological process: cilium organization. Lineage: Eukaryota; Metazoa; Arthropoda; Insecta; Lepidoptera; Papilionidae. The transcript is spliced from 4 exons. Gene Ontology annotation, cellular component: ciliary basal body.
AGUUUUCCCCUAAUUUUCCACGUUCAUACGAAGCCUUCAAACCGUAGACAAAUAUGACGUGAGCGUACGAUUUUCUAAAGAAUUUUGACAUGUUUACAAUCUUUUUGACGUAUUUAGGCAAACCUCAAGCAAAACUGUGAUAUAUUUGAAUCCUUUUCAUAAUUUACAAGUGAUAUUUAGUGAAAUUUGACCUCAAGAAUGGCUUUUAACUUUGAUAGUGGGCAGUUCAACCAAGAAACAACACCUAAACGAAUGGGCAACUGGCAAGUGCCCAGAUGGUCACCAACUCGUGCGCGCCCACUUGAGAUGCGGCCCGACCCUAAGCCCAUUUGCGACAUAAACGGACACUUCCUACCCGGAGCACCAAAAGGAUCUUCUAAGUGCUUUGGACACUUCACGGGAACUUGGGACUUGCCUAGAAAAAUAAAUAGAAAAGUUGCGGAGGAGCUAGCAAAGGAACCACCUGCCAACAGAUUUGCGGAUUGGUUGCACCCUCGCGUCCAAAGACCCAAGGUCGUCAGUACUUCAAUGCGCAUGCGUCCUGGUAAGCGUGGCAAAGCGGCUACUGACGAAAAGGAAAAGCCGCCCAGUACAGAACCGUUCCAACCUCUUCUGUGUCCAAUCCAUAAACAUCAUCGAGAAGAACAUAAUAAAUAAUUCUCUUAUAAAACUCCGGAUCCCAAACCAGAAAAAUUAAUAUAUUAGUACUAAUUUACAUAGUAUAAUUUAUUUAUGCUUUUAUACAAUUUUU